GUGUCUCCCGAGGGCUCAGCGACUGCGGCAGCAGACAGUGUCCAUCCUGCCCCCAGUCGGUCCAAGGGCUUGUCCUACUUCCAUCUGUGCGCCCAGCCCUCUCUCCCUUUCUCCAUCUUUCCUGUAUUCUCUCUACACACUGCUGUGUGUCUCCUCAGCAGGUAAAUGGCAAGCAAGAAGAAAGAAGUCCAGUUACAGACAGUCAUCAAUAAUGAAACUCUUUGGGAAGAAAUGCUACAGAACAAAGGCCUAACAGUCAUUGACGUCUAUCAAGCUUGGUGCGGACCUUGCAAAGCAAUACAAACUUUGUUCCGGAAACUGAAAAAUGAGCUUUCAAAUGAGGAGGAGCUUCUGCAUUUCGUUGUGGCAGAAGCAGACAGCCUGGCGACCCUGCAGCCGUUCAGAGAUAAAUGUGAGCCCGUUUUCCUCUUCAGCCUUAAUGGCAGAAUUAUAUCAAUGGUCAAAGGAGCAAAUGCACCAUUGUUAAAUGCUAAAGUGACUCGACUAAUAGAAGAUGAAAAGAAAAUUUUAGCAGGAGAAAUGAUCCGCCCAGUGCUUCCUGAAUUAGUACUGACAGAUUCAGAAGAAGAAGAUGUGGUUGAAACUCCAGAAGUACCUGUGGAGGAUAUAUACAAUGUAUUGGUAAUAAGACCAAGUGCUGUGGAAGAGGAAAGAGUAGAAGAAAUUAGACAAAUGAUUGUGGAUUUUGGUGUUCUCAUAGUAGCAGAGGAGCAGAGGAUCCUAGAUGAUGAGCAAACUAGAGAUUUUUAUCAUGAGGAUUCAUACAAGUUUGAUUUUGAAGACUUUGUCUUAUAUACAACAAGUAACCCAAGUUACAUUCUGGGCAUUUCCCUGGGAUCCCCGGUGAAAGAAGCUAAAAAAGGAGAAGGAGAAGGAGAAGAAAAAAAAAAGGAAGAGUCAGAAGAAAAAGAAGGUCAACCAGAAGAAAAAGGAGGUCAACCAGGAGAAAAAGAAGAUCAACCAGAAGAAAAAGAAGGUCAACCAGAAGAUAAAGAAGGUCAACCAGAAGAAAAAGAAGGUCAACCAGAAGAUAAAGAAGGUCAACCAGAAGAACCAAAAGAGGAAGAAGAGGAGAAACCAAAAAGUAUACGAGAGCUGUUGGAAAAGCGGGAGCUAUUACCUGUUUGCGAUCUCGUAGACGUUCCAGAAAAGGCGAGGAGGCAUCUCAUUCUAUUUUUUCCAGAUUUUGCUAAAUCAAAAGAUCUCGAACUGUUUGUUGAAAGGACACUGGCUAUAAUCAGACCUGAUGUCUUACAGGGAGAUGUUGAGGCUGUCCUAGAGCUCCUCCAGAAAGAAGGCUUUGUUGUAAAAAUGAAAAAAUACUUGUCCUUGACUGAGGAGGAAGCCAAACUGAUCUACGAUCAAUACAAGUACAGAGACUACUUCUCAGCUCUGAUAGAACACGUGUCCAGUGCUCCAGUUGUGGCACUUUGUUUAGAGCGAGUAAAUGCUGUGCAUCGCUGGCGAUAUAUACUCGGCCCAACGGCUGAUGAUGAAAACCCUACCAGUUUGCGGGAGAUUCUUGGCCCAGAAAAUUGUCAGUUUAAUCAACUACUUGGAAAAGAUUCCCCAGAGGCCUCAACUGAAGAAAUUCGCUUCUGCUUUCCUUAUGAGCACACAGUGACAUUGAUCAAGCCUCAUGCCUUCCAAGACCUGAGGGGGGGUAUCAUAAGACAGAUUCAAGAAAGUGGUUAUUCAGUGUCCCAUAUGAAGGAAAUCCAGUUAAAUGCAGACAAGGUGCGGCAACUUUAUAAGGCUCAUGAAGAAAAAGAUUUCUUUGAGGACUUAUUGCUUCACAUGACUGAGGGUCCCUGCAUGGCCAUGAUAAUAAGUAAGGAGAAUGCAGUGGAGGAAUGGAGAAAGUUAGUUGGCCCAACAGACCCAGAAGAAGCAAGAAAGGUUGCCCCUCAGUCCGUCCGGGCCAUCUUCGGGAAGGACAUCUUGGACAAUGCGGUACAUGUGUCAUCUACCAAAGAACAUGCCCUGAAGACCAUUGAGCUGUUAUUCGGAGACAUAGAUUUGGACUUCGUGGAGCAUGAAAUGUAAGGGCUCCCAGCAGAUGUCGCUCCAUUUCAUCCACAUGGGUAACAGAAACGAAAUGUGUGGUAAGCCUUCCUCCUGCAGCAACAGCCGCCUCUUGGGGGAAAGUAACAGCGAUAUCAACAAAAAUAAAACAAAACAAAAUGAAACAAUCCUCUCAAACUGG
This is a messenger RNA of Trichosurus vulpecula (common brushtail), 2227 nucleotides long. RefSeq names its product NME/NM23 family member 8 (gene NME8). The record is from RefSeq and is a predicted model, not a curated record. The coding region runs from base 166 to 2067 and encodes 633 amino acids. NCBI's taxonomy places the organism in Eukaryota, Metazoa, Chordata, Mammalia, Diprotodontia, Phalangeridae. Gene Ontology annotation, biological process: GTP biosynthetic process; UTP biosynthetic process; CTP biosynthetic process. The transcript has 17 exons. Gene Ontology annotation, molecular function: nucleoside diphosphate kinase activity.